UCCGCCUCUGCUGCUAUCUUCCAGCAGAGGCCAUAUCUGCUGUCUUGCCGCUAUCCAUCUAAUAUGCUUCUGCCGGUUUGCUCGGCGGAGCAUGCAUGUGCUAGUUAGCUGCUAAGGUUGCACGCGAGCAGCUGCUGAAGCUGUUGCCUGCUAAAGCCCCUAGCUGGUUCGCUUUUAGGUGAUAUAUGGUAGCUGUCAGCUGCGACCUAGUUUGCGGCUAACGCUCCCCUUUCUCACGCUGGAUUCGUGGAGUGCCGACGGUUGACGUCAGAUUCAAGACACUCGGACUGCGAUCUCCACGAACGGUCGUUCUGCGUCGUUUGGCCAAACCGCCACGCUUCGACGGCGGUAGAUUAACCCGGCUGAUGAGGAUGGCUCGACCUAGUCGGACUAGGGUUAGGUCGUCUCACGGGUUGUGAGCCAAGAGGCCUAGAUGGUAAGCAAUCUUUUGAGUCGACUCGAACGUGGCUGGUAAGCAAGCGGGCUGCAGCUUGUGCACCAGUCUAUCGUUCGACGCCUGGUUCAGUUUUGCAGCGCGGCUCGCGAGCCUCUUAUCUCACUGCAGUUUUCGACUUGAACCACCGCCUUCGGCUCGCGAGCCGCUUCAUAGAUUCCGGCUGUCUAAUGUCCAUAGCGAACGUCCCGCGUGUAGAUUCGGGAGAGGAAAAGCAGCAAGUCAUGCCAGUUGACUCCAGAGCGCGUCGCGUGACGUACCUGAUAUCCUGCCUCCUACUCGGCCUCUUACUCGCCGCCUGCUAUCUCUCCCGCGAGUAUGUGGGCUCGCUGCUGCCUCGAGUUACUGUUUCCGUCGACUUGUCGGUGCUAGCGGCGCUGCUCGUCGGCGCUGCCGGCUCGCUCUCCAUCAACUUCCUCCUCCAAAGAAACUUUGCCCUCAUCCCCGUCUCCGCCGCCGCCGCUCCCGCUGCCGCCGCUGCUGCCGGCGCAGCUGGCGCGGGGGGAGGGGGAGCGGGGGAAGGUGCGGGUGCGGAAGCUGGCGCGGCGGGCGGAGAGGUGGGGGAUCCGGGGCCCGGGCUGGUGGCGUUCGACAUUCCCGAUAACGCGUGCUACUUCUGCGUGCGCCGACCCGCCACCUCCAAAUGCGGCAGCUGCAGGCUGGUGUACUACUGCUGCCGGCUGUGCCAGAUGCAGGCGUGGCGGAAGCACCGGCACGUGUGCGGGGCGGCGGCAGCAGCAGCGGCGCGCAUACAGCGCACGCGGGCGCUGCUGACCCCCUCGCAGUGGCGCGCGCUGGGCGAGUACGGGGACGCCGUGCGCGCGCUGCUGCCCCCCCACCUGCUGGUGCCGACGCAGCCGGACCUGGUGGCGGCGGCGCUGCUCAAGAUGGCGGCGUACGUGCGGCAGCGCCCGCACCUGGUGACGCAGCCCAUGGCGGACGCCGUGUGGGGCGCGGCGCUGAGCAUGCGCGGCGAGGGCCUGGCGCCGCGGCUGCACAUGGCGUGGGCGUGGGGCUUCCUGGAGGCGUCGGUGGAGUCGGGCGGCGUGGACGCGUUCCUGGGCGCGCUGCGCAUCGACGCCCACGGCGCCGCCGACCUCCCGCGCGUGAACCGGUGGAUGAAGCGCGGGCUGUGCCAGGCGCUGCUCAUGCUCAACAAACGCCAGGAGGUCGGCGCCUUCUUCCGCCACGCGCCCCGCCAGCAGCUCCUCUACUUCUGACCCACGGAGAGGGGGGGGGAUGGGGGGUAGGGGAGGGGAGAGGAGUACAGAUUGCACGUUCCCCGCCAGCAGCUCCUCUACUUCUGACUGGGGGGGAGAAAGGGGGGGGGAGAAAAAAGGGGGGGGAGACGGACAGCAGCUGCUCGAUGGCUGAUGAAAGGAAAGAGGCGGGGGGAAGGGGGAUGGACUGAUGGCAGCUGCUCUUCUUCCGCCAGGCGAAAAGGAGAGGGGGAGGGCGGGUGUGAGGGGGGACAGGCAGCAGCUCCUCUGUUUCUGACCCAAUGGAGGGAGGGGGGGGAUGGAUUGAUGGCAGCUGCUUUUCUUCUGCCAAGCGCCCAUGCAGCAGCUGCUUUACUUCUGAAAAAAGGGGAAAGGGGGGGGGGUGGGGGGAAGAGGGGAACAGAUGGCAGGUGGUUUACUUUACCGCGCCCAGUCAGCAAUAUGCUGACGUGGGAUGGAUGGCAGCUGUCCUGUUGCUAACGCUGAGCACGACAGAUGGUUGUUGCAUUGGUCUGCACACCUGCUGUUCUUCUAUAGGGGAACAGAACAUAUACCCAUGCAGCUGCUUCUUUGCUUCUAAUGAAGGCAGGCCGCAGCUGGUUUACUUUGAGUGGGACUCAUUACAGCUGGGUGUCCUAGUGAGAGGCUCUUUACAGGGUAGCUGGUUUACCUCUAUUGAGUACAAACAGCAGCUGCGACAGUACUUGAAUGGGCAGAUAGCAGCUGCUACAGUGCUCAGACUAGCAACUGAAUAUGUCUGUGUUCCUUCUUGAAGUAGAUGUUUUGUUACGUUGCCCUUGAAACAGGCUUUGUUCAUGUCAUUUGCUUUGUGGCAAUGCCCUGGGUGUAAUGGUUGCUCUGCUAAUGUGCAAAAUGGUGGAAUG
Messenger RNA from Closterium sp. NIES-67, 2558 nucleotides. Lineage: Eukaryota; Viridiplantae; Streptophyta; Zygnematophyceae; Desmidiales; Closteriaceae. The record is from the annotation of a GenBank genome assembly.